This is a messenger RNA of Pyrus x bretschneideri (Chinese white pear), 718 nucleotides long. Its product is annotated as protein RADIALIS-like 4. Gene Ontology annotation, molecular function: DNA-binding transcription factor activity. Lineage: Eukaryota; Viridiplantae; Streptophyta; Magnoliopsida; Rosales; Rosaceae. The transcript is spliced from 2 exons. Bases 5 to 298 code for a protein of 97 amino acids. The record is from RefSeq and is a predicted model, not a curated record.
AAAAAUGGCACCUAGCACGCUUUCUUCUCCACACUCCAAUUCAACUUGGACAGCCAAACAAAACAAAUCAUUCGAAAUCGCUCUGGCAACAUAUGAUAGGGAAACCCCUGAUCGUUGGCAUAAUAUUGCCAGGGUUGUUGGAGGGACGACUGAGGAGGAAGUGAAGAGGCAGUAUGAGAUCCUUCUAGCGGACAUCAACCGCAUUGAGUCAGGCAAAGUUCCCCUUCCUAAGUACAGGAAAGUCGGAGAAAGCAGCAUCAGCAGUGAAGAAAAGAGGCUAAAGGCCCUAAAGCUAUAAAGGAGCCCUCCAGCAGUAGACACAGCACCAAUUUCCUCUUGAAGUGGAUCUAGCAAAUUAGCAGUUAACCUAUAUCUCCACUCCCUUCCCAUUCCCUCCUACUUUUUUCCCGUAACUUCUACAUGCAGCAUACUUUUCUUUGUCUUGUUUGCACAUGUAACAAGUAAGAAUCUCUGCAGAUGCAAUUGCUUAUUUAUUUAUUUAUUUAUUUAUAAUCAUCAUUAAUUAAAGAGAGCAUGUAUUACUAUUAGCACAUGAUCAUUAGCUCCAGUUGCACAAGGUGGGUUGGGAUUAGGGGGCAGAAAUCUUAGGUUAAAAAUUAAAGAAAGGAAGCAUUAAAUAGCAUAUUACUAUAAUUGGCUAGUGGCUACCAAAUCCUUAACUUAAUACAAUAAAUUUUUGCUCAAAAAAAUAAAAAAA